AUGACCGAUAAAAUCUUAGCUACAACCCUUAUUCUCUGGAGUAUAAUCAUUUCAGAAGUUACAGCCAGUCCAACUGCAUCGGAAUUGUUUAAUUUUAGUAUAAUGGAAUAUGUUCCAUACAUUACUAUCACGAUACUUCUCGCUAUUACCUUGAUGACAUUCCACUUUGCCGAAUGUGAAUACAAGGAAUAUGUCAUAGGAAUAUUUGGGGUCAUAUUUUUUAUGUAUUUUACGACAGUAUUUCCCUUUUUAUUUUUUUAUAUAAAAGAGGGGCUCACAUUAAGAACAACUUUAUUGCUGAGUUUCAUGUGUUUAGCGUUGUUAGUGACAUGUCUUACGUUGAUAAUUGUUUGUGAUAAGGAGAAAAAAGUUAUUGCAUUCAUAAUAAUUGCAGUAAUCAUUCUAUCCGCGUAUCUAUUUGGUGUAGAAGCAGGCUGGAUGGUUAAUGCUUUAAUGAGUAUAAAGGAUGGUCUAAAAACACCACUUGAAUUCACACUAUUUGGCAAAGUGCUAUGUUUGUGGCAUCAAGUGAGUUCGGCCUCACUUCUUUUAUUUUGGACUGUUAUAUGGGCCCUUUUGUGCUCCAUGUACUAUGCCCCUCAUUUCACCAAACGGAUAGAGGAAUGUCUCCGUGAUCGUUCAAACACUGAAGGGACAAUUUAA
This is a messenger RNA of Dentiscutata heterogama, 663 nucleotides long. Lineage: Eukaryota; Fungi; Glomeromycota; Glomeromycetes; Diversisporales; Gigasporaceae. The record is from the annotation of a GenBank genome assembly.